This is a messenger RNA of Aspergillus aculeatinus CBS 121060, 1747 nucleotides long. RefSeq names its product putative nucleolin protein Nsr1. Gene Ontology annotation, cellular component: cytosol. The transcript has 4 exons. Gene Ontology annotation, molecular function: mRNA binding. The record is from RefSeq and is a predicted model, not a curated record. Bases 95 to 1684 code for a protein of 529 amino acids. NCBI's taxonomy places the organism in Eukaryota, Fungi, Ascomycota, Eurotiomycetes, Eurotiales, Aspergillaceae.
GGCUGUUCUUAUAUCAAAUCGGGUGAUUUGUGGGACUCAAGAAAAUUUUUGCCGCACAAGAAGUUUCUUUGUGAUCAAUUUUAUCUGAUUCAAAAUGUCUAAGACCAAGUCCGUUUCCAAGAAGGGUGAGAAGCCCGUUGACAAGGCCUUGAGCAAGGUCAAGGAUGCCGGUGUGAGCAAGGCUGCUCAGUCCCCCAAGUCCAAGAGCAAGCAGAUUGCCAAGGCUGUUGUGACCAAGGAGAAGAAGUCUUCCAAGAAGAAGAAGGAGCCUACUCCCUCUGAGUCCUCCGACUCCGAGUCCGACAGCGAUGAGGAGAUGGACUCCGACUCUAGCUCUAGCAGCGAGAGUGAGGAUGAGAAGCCCGCUAAGAAGGAGACCAAGAAGGUUGCUAAGAAGGUCGAGUCCGAGUCCGACUCUGACUCUGACAGCGAUGAGGACAUGAAGGAUGCCUCCAGCAGCGAGAGUGAGAGCGAGAGCGAGGAUGAGAAGCCUGCCAAGAAGGAGACCAAGAAGGUUGCCCAGAAGGAGGAGUCCAGCGACUCUGAGUCUUCCGAGUCUGAGGAUUCUGACUCUGAGUCCGAGUCCGAGAAGGAGGCCCCUAAGAAGGCUGAGAAGAAGGUUGAGUCCGAGUCCGAGUCCGACUCUGACUCUUCCUCCUCUGAGGACGAGGCCCCCAAGAAGGCCACCAAGGAGUCCAGCGACAGCGACAGCGACUCUGACUCCGAGUCUGAGGACGAGAAGAAGGCUGAGAAGGAAUCUUCCGACUCUGACUCUUCCGACUCCGACUCCUCCGACUCUGAGUCUGAGGAGAGCGACGAGUCUCCCAAGGAGUCCAAGAAGCGCAAGGCCGAGGACGAGAGCGCCGCUACCCCCAAGAAGACCAAGGUCGAGGAGCCCGCUGAGGGUGCCUCUGCCAACCUCUUCGUCGGCAACCUGUCCUGGAACGUCGAUGAGGAGUGGCUCCAGCGCGAGUUCGAGGGCUUCGGUGAGCUCUCUGGCUGCCGCAUCAUGACUGAGCGUGAGACUGGCCGCUCUCGCGGUUUCGGUUACGUUGAGUUCACCAACGCUGCUGAUGCUGCUAAGGCCUACGAGGCCAAGAAGGGCGCUGAGAUCGAUGGCCGUACCAUCAACCUCGACUAUGCCACCGGCCGUCCCGCCAACAACCAGGGUGCUCCCCGCGACCGUGCCGAGAACCGUGCCCGCAACUUCGGCGACCAGGCCAGCCCCGAGAGCGACACCCUGUUCAUCGGUAACCUUCCCUUCAGUGCCAGCGAGGACUCCGUUGGUGAGCUCUUCGGCGCUUCGGGUACCAUUGUCGGCAUCCGUCUGCCCACCGACGCCGAGUCUGGCCGGCCCAAGGGCUUCGGUUACGUUCAGUUCUCUUCCGUUGACGAGGCUCGCGCGGCCUACAACGAGCUCAACGGAGCCGAGCUUGAGGGUCGUCCCGUCCGUCUGGACUUCAGCACUCCCCGUCAGAACAACAACGGCGGUGGCCGUGGUGGUGGUCGUGGCGGUUUCGGUGGCCGCGGCGGCGGUGGUGGCUUCGGUGGCCGUGGCGGCGGUGGCCGUGGUGGUGGUCGCGGUGGCCGUGGCGGCUUCGGCGGUCGCGGCGGUGGUGCCGGUGGCUUCAACAAGGGCAAGGGCUCUAUCCCCGAGUACAAGGGAACUAAGGUUACCUUCUAAGUGCUUGCGUAGGUGUAUCUUUGUCAAGCCUUGACCGGGUAUUGUCUGGGCUCUUUUUUUUUU